Theileria annulata is the source of this 2100-nucleotide messenger RNA. Its product is annotated as pyruvate kinase, putative. Bases 1 to 2100 code for a protein of 699 amino acids. The record is from RefSeq and is a predicted model, not a curated record. Gene Ontology annotation, molecular function: pyruvate kinase activity; potassium ion binding; magnesium ion binding. Gene Ontology annotation, cellular component: cytoplasm. The transcript has a single exon. NCBI's taxonomy places the organism in Eukaryota, Apicomplexa, Aconoidasida, Piroplasmida, Theileriidae. Gene Ontology annotation, biological process: glycolytic process.
AUGAUUUUACUUUUUUCAACCACCCUGUUGUUGUUUAAAAGGGAUCGUUUCGCUAUAAUAAGUCAUUCUAUUUUGUUGUCUAUCAUCUUUUAUAACAUUCGCUUCAUCAGCGGAGUGACCAAUUACACAUCAUUAGGUAAAUAUGCCUACCUUCCACGAUCAUCUAUGCAACCGGAGAAGAAAUACAGUGAAGAGAAUACCAACUAUAAAGUCAGAAAUAUAAAAAGGAAUAUAUAUGAAGUUAAGGCGCCAUUCGAUAAGGAGCACGCAAUAGAAUACUUUUCAAGCUGCUUAAAGGCAUCAUGUAAGACUUUUGAGCCCAGAGAAAUCCCGGAAGGGGAAAUAUUGACAUUAACUAAGCAGGUCGCAACACUAGGGCCUGCAACAAAUAAUGCAGAAUCAAUAAAAUCAUUAUUCGAUGCAGGCGUGGAUGUAUUCAGACUCAAUUUUUCUCAUGACUCAAGGUUAUCUAAAUAUCUGGUUUCUAAAACCAUAAGGCAACUGGAAGUAACUGAACCACCCCAAAAUUAUCCAUUUAACGAGAAGUUUGUUAUAGAACACAAAUCUAUACUAGGAGACAUACAAGGCCCUAAACUAAGAAUUGGAAAAUUUAUGCCUAAUUUGGAUGUGCCUGGAGUUUUACCAGGGAGUAAAGGUUGUGAAUUUGUUGAAUUGAAGGCAGGAGAUUUGUUCACGUUCGAUGCCUACGAUGUUUUGGGAAGCAAAAGCAGAGUCCAGCUGGAUUUCCCAGAAAUUUUGAAGGAACUAAAGGUGGGUGACAAGAUCCUACUGGAUGACGGAAAUUUGUCCAUGACUGUAGUUUCAACAAAUCCGGAAGAACCUUCCGUUACAGCUGAAGUUAAAAAUGAUUAUAAGCUUUCUAGCAGAAAGGGCUUUUCAGUGCCAAAUGUAGUUUUACCAAUAGAGUUUCUGGACGAAAAGGACGUUAAGGAUGCAAUAUUCUGUCUGGGGAUUGGAGUUGACUUCCUCGGAGUGAGUUUCGUCCAGAACAAGUCCGACAUUCUGUACUUGAUAAACAUUUUAAAUGAUUUUUAUACAUCUGACUAUUACCAACAACUUAAGGAAAGACUAGAUAACCUUGACGUGGAGGUUUUCGACGCAAAUCGUGAGGACACAAUUGUUGAGGAUAUUCUAAGUAGGUACUAUAACCAGUCUUACCUUCCCAAAAAGGAUAUUUUCAAAACUGUGUUACCGAAAGAAAAUCUUUCAGGAGUGGGAAUAAUUCCAAAAAUUGAAAAACAGGCUGCUCUUGACGACAUUCAUGAAAUUCUCAAGGUUUCAGACGGGCUCAUGGUUGCUAGAGGUGAUUUGGGCAUAGAAACUGACCUAGCCAAUUUACCAAUAGUACAAAAGAGGCUGAUUCAGCUUUGUAGAGUAGUAUAUCGGAAACCAUGCAUAGUUGCGACCCAAAUGUUGGAGACUAUGAGAUCAUCACCAACUCCGACGAGGGCCGAAGUCUCAGACGUAUCAAAUGCAGUUUUUGAUGGAGCCGAUGCAGUUAUGUUAUCGGCAGAAUCUGCAACUGGUCAUUACCCUAAGGCAAGUGUGAACGUCCAGAGGAGGGUUUUAUUCACCACAGAAAUGGAUCCAUACUUCCCUACCAUGCAGAUUAUUAAAGAAAUGUUAAUAGACGAGAAUCUCAUAUCAUCAAUAAAGUCUCAAAGGCCUCACUUGUAUAAAAAGAUGGACAACUUACUGAAUAUUGAUAUACACCACUAUAACGAGUACUUGAAGUCAAAGUCGCACUUGAAGAAGUGUCUCGACGAUGUAGCCGACAUUUUCGCCUACAACGACGUGGAUGUCAUUGGUAUCCACUGCGAUGACGGGCUUGAGUUUCUACAGUGGAUAUCUAGUCAAAGGUAUAUGAUCCCCAUUGUUGUGGUAACCAGCAAUCCCACUCUUUCGAGGCACUCUCAGCUCACCUGGGGAGUAAAGUCGCACUUUUUGCCCAGGGGUGCUGACCCUCUGGAGUUUUUCAAGUAUGUUGUAAAGCAGUAUCCCAUUCCAAUCAAAGAUGCCGUCUAUUUACAGAGUAGGGACAACAAAAUCGAAUCCUAUCAAGUUUUAAAACUAGAAUAA